Molecule: messenger RNA, 1438 nt
Organism: Drosophila kikkawai
Lineage: Eukaryota; Metazoa; Arthropoda; Insecta; Diptera; Drosophilidae
Molecular function (GO): DNA binding
Source: RefSeq, a predicted model, not a curated record
GCAAAGCAGAAGAGCAGAAAGCAAGUUGAAAGCGUCAGUUGGCGCGAAUCAGUUGCACGGGCAGGUCGUUCUGCGUAGGUUCCACAAAUAAAAGCACGUUCAGAGAUCCAACGUUUUCCACUAGUCGCAUAACAUGUCCAAUCCCAACGUAACGGCAAGGGGCGUGGCUCUGCCCUUUCGCUUCUCGGACGAGCGUACGCUCAAGUUCGUGGAGCUUUACGGCCGGGAACCCUGUUUGUGGAACAAGCGUCCCUAUUUGCGGCGAGCACGAAACGCCGCCUAUCGGCGUAUCCAGGUGGGGAUCAAUGCCGAUACGGAGCCAAUGGAAUCAAUGAUCACCAUCCAAGGCAUUAGGAUAAAGAUCAAGAAUCUUCGCACUAGCUACCACCAGGAGCUGAGAAAGAUCCGUACCAUUCCGGGCUAUUCGCCCAAGGCAUUAUGGUUUGGCCCGCUCCACGAGUUUCUCUACGAGUUCGUUGACACGGCUGAGAAAAAUACCAUGCCCGCUCCGCCGCUGAAGCGAUUGGAGAUUCGUCUGACCAGACUGAAGUCUGUUAAGCUUCAAAACGAGAUUAAACCGGAUCCCGAGGAGAUGGAUUCUUCAGAGACGCCCCCGGUGCCACCAAAUCCAUCUCUUUUUACUGUCCUACCCCAACCCAUGAUCAUGGAGCAACCACUAACCCCUCCGCAUUCGUUGGACAAGAUAGCCGAACUGAACCCGGGUCCAGCUACGGUUCAAAUGCCUCUUCCCAUAACGGCCGCCGGCUCCAUGCCGGAGAAGACUGAAGCCGUGGGAACAGGACUGGGCUCUGUGGCUGAUUUGGGCCGAGGAUCUGGACUAGGAGGACUGGGAAUGGGCUUGGGAAUGCGUGGCGAGGAUGAGUUUACUUUUUUCGGCUUGAGCGUAGCCGCCCAGAUCCGCAAUAUGCCAUUGGAUAAUGCUAUGGUGAUUCAGUCAAAGAUCCAGUAUAUGAUUUCAAUGGAGCGUCGCAAGAUUAAUGGUCACUCCAACGAGGUGGAUAUGUUUAACUAAGAAAAGCAUGCCAUAUUUGCUAGGACUUUCACGAACUGAAAUUUGAAGCUAAAAAAAAAAACUACACAGUAGUAGUGAUCUAUGAAAACGAUCAUGUCUUCUAAUGAUAUUUCCUCGUUCCUUAAUCGUUGUGCUUUUUAUUUUAAGGAAAAAUGUAAGAAAAAACUAAUCUGUAAAUAUCCAUAUCCAAUUAAGCUAUGCUUAAGAGGCUGAACUUUAUUUUGAAUUUAUUGGGCUGAGCUCCCAAGAUUAUUGUUUUUGGAGUCAUAUCAUCAGUUCAAUUUAAAGUCUUGAGAAAUAAGUGACAGCAUAGUCUGAAUAUCUUUUUUUUUUUAAAAAGCUUCUGUUUAAAUGAUAUAAAUAUAACAUAAGUCUUAGUUUCUUAGCUAUUUAAUAAAAUCAAGC